Cladocopium goreaui is the source of this 775-nucleotide messenger RNA. NCBI's taxonomy places the organism in Eukaryota, Dinophyceae, Suessiales, Symbiodiniaceae. The record is from the annotation of a GenBank genome assembly.
CGACAGCCUACAUCGCGACGCCAUGACAGUGGUGCAGCAGAAUCGCUGGGCGAAACAUGCUGCCGAAAGGGACCAGAAGAUUCAAAGUGCUGCCAUUGCUAUGCAAGUGCUGCUACCGGAGCUGUCCGAAGAGAAGAUCACAACUUGUCUUCGAGAAAACCAUGGAGAUGCAGACAGAGCAUGGCACCAAUUGCAGGACAUCAAUGACGAUGCAGAUCGGAUAGAUCCGAUAGAUGUGACAUCUUAGCUGCGAUCGAAGUGGCUGAGAUGGCCGACGUGGCCAAUGAAGCACCCUCCGAGGCACCCGAGAUGCCGUCGCCCUCUGCGCCAGAGGCGGAACUGCCCAAGGACAUCCUUGACCUGGUGCGGGAUGUGGCACAGGCGGCACCCAGCGUGAGCAUCGCACCGGCCGAGGCCGCGCCGGCCGCGCCGGAGGCCGCGCCACUGCCAGUGGUGGAAGAAGUCAAGGUGGAGGAAAAGACAACACCUGAUUGGCUGCCGAUGUUGAAGUCGCAGCCUAGUACAAAGCGUGGCUUCUAUGAGAAGCAAACGGAUCGAUUGAAGGCCGCGCUGGGCCCCGCUCCAAAGACACCGGCGGUGCAGUCCGCACAUGACCUCGACGUUCGAGGCAAAAUGCGACAAGGGGGCGGCUGAUCCUCAAGGAAGCCUCAGGGCGUUGGCUGACGCUAGCUGGAGCAGGACUCGCUGAGGCACGAGCUGUGGCUCUUCCUGAUCCAUAGAUCCCGAGAGCAAUGGACACAGAGGAUGUUUUUUG